Messenger RNA from Nannospalax galili (Upper Galilee mountains blind mole rat), 2159 nucleotides. It is a transcript of the gene Lsr, whose product is annotated as lipolysis stimulated lipoprotein receptor. NCBI's taxonomy places the organism in Eukaryota, Metazoa, Chordata, Mammalia, Rodentia, Spalacidae. Gene Ontology annotation, cellular component: tricellular tight junction; plasma membrane. The record is from RefSeq and is a predicted model, not a curated record. Bases 284 to 2065 code for a protein of 593 amino acids. Gene Ontology annotation, biological process: tricellular tight junction assembly; establishment of blood-brain barrier. The transcript is spliced from 10 exons.
CGGAUCCAUUCCCGGGAGCGCGCAGGGGUGUGGAGUGACCCGGAGAGUCACGGCGGACCCCGCAAGUUGUCCCCGGAAAGUCGAAAGCGUACGCUUCGUCCAAGUUCUCUCUGUUGUUUAAAACUCCUCGAGUGUGGGAAAAUGGACUUGGAUUAGGGACCAGGAGCGGAAGCGGGAAGGGGAGGAGUGCGCACCCCUCUCGGCCUUUGGUGCUCACCGCGCCCCCUACUCUCCGGGUACUAGGGAGGGGACACGCGGGCUCGGUCGCGCCCAGACGGCCGCGAUGGCGCCGGCUGCCAGCGCCCGUGCCUGGGUCCCCGGCUCCCACCCGGUCACAGUGGUCCUCGUAUGGCUCUUUCUUAUCACUUGUUGUCCAGCCCCUGCCAGUGCCGUCCAGGUGACCGUGUCUGACCCCUACCAUGUAGUGAUCCUGUUCCAGCCUGUGACCCUGCCCUGUACCUACCAGAUGACCAACACACUCACAGCUCCCAUCGUGAUCUGGAAGUACAAGUCCUUCUGCCGUGACCGAAUUGCUGAUGCCUUCUCCCCUGCCAGUGUGGACAACCAGAUCAAUGCCCAGCUGGCAGCUGGCAACCCUGGCUACAACCCCUACGUGGAGUGCCAGGACAGUGUGCGCACUGUCAGGGUGGUGGCUACCAAGCAGGGCAAUGCUGUAACCCUGGGAGACUACUACCAAGGCAGGAGGAUCACUAUCACAGGAAAUGCUGACCUGACCUUCGAGCAGACAGCCUGGGGGGACAGCGGAGUGUAUUACUGCUCGGUGGUCUCAGCCCAGGACCUUGAUGGGAACAACGAAGCUUAUGCUGAGCUAAUCGUCCUGGGCAAGACCUCAAUGAAUGAGCACUUCCCUGAUUUGGGGGCGGGGCCCUUGGAAGACUGGCUCUUUGUGGUCGUGGUCUGCCUGGCCGGCCUCCUUGUCUUCCUCUUCCUGGCCAUCUGCUGGUGCCAGUGCUGCCCCCAUACCUGCUGCUGCUAUGUCAGGUGCCCCUGCUGCCCGGAAAAGUGCUGCUGUCCUGAGGCCCUUUACGCAGCGGGCAAAGCAGCCACCGCAGGAGUUCCCAGCAUCUAUGCGCCCAGCAUCUAUACCCACCUCUCUCCUGCCAAGACUCCGCCCCCACCACCAGCCAUGAUUCCCAUGGGCCCUACCUACAAUGGCUACCCUGGAGACUUCGACAGGAAUAGCUCAGUGGGUGGCCACAGCUCCCAGGUACCCCUGCUUCGUGAUGUGGAUGGCAGUGUGGCCUCAGAAGUCCGAAGUGGCUACAGGAUCCAGGCUAGCCAGCAGGACGACUCCAUGAGAGUCCUAUACUACAUGGAGAAGGAGCUGGCUAACUUUGAUCCCUCCCGACCUGGCCCUGGCCCUCCCAAUGGCCGUGUGGAACGAGCCAUGAGUGAAGUCACCUCCCUCCACGAAGACGACUGGCGAUCUCGGCCUUCCAGGGGUCCUGCCCUCACCCCCAUCCGGGAUGAGGAGUGGGAUCGCCACUCCCCCCGGAGUCCUAGGAGGUGGGAGCAGGAGCCUCCCCAAGAGCGGCCAAGGGGUGGCUGGGGGUACGGGCGACCCCGGGCCCGCUCCGUGGAUGCUCUAGAUGACAUCACCCGGCCUGGCUCUACAGAAUCAGGAAGGUCUUCUCCCCCAAGUAGUGGGAGGAGAGGACGGGCCUAUGCACCCCCCAGGAGCCGUAGCCGCGAUGACCUCUAUGACCCAGACGACCCUCGGGACAAGCCACACUCCCGAGAUCCCCACUAUGACGACUUCAGGUCUAGGAACCAAUCUGCGGAUCCUAGAUCCCAGUACCAGCGAUCCAGGGAUCCGCGGGAUGGUGGCUCCAGGUCCCGGGAUCCCCAGUAUGAUGGACGGCUAGUUGAAGAAGCCUUGAAGAAGAAGGGGUCAGGGGAGAGGAGGAGACCCAGGGAGGAAGAGGAAGAGGAGGCCUACUACCCCCCAGCUCCUCCGCCUUACUCAGAGACUGACUCGCAGGCUUCCCGGGAGCGGAGGAUGAAGAAGAAUUUGGCUCUGAGUCGGGAAAGUUUAGUCGUCUAACCCCACGUUUUGUAUGUAGCUUUUUUAUUUUUUUUUUAAGCUGGAAUACUGAUGAAGCUCCCCACCAAGCUUAAUAAAAUCUCUGAUCACAAGU